CAGCUGUUUGGGGUUUAUGUCACUUCAGCACGCAUCCACAGUGUGUGUCCAGUGAUUUCAGUGCAGACAGUCCUGGUGGUGGUCUGUAGCUGCGGCUGCGGGAGUGAUGGGGGGAAACAGCCAGAGUCACUUUUCUGAGGAAGAUGCGAGCGGAGGAGUUACUUUUGUGAAAGGCAUUCGGCUGUCAGACAGCGUCAUCAAGCGGAUGAGGCAGUCGCCAGAGGUCGUCUCUCCGCAACUCGCACCUGAAUCGAAAACACCAACAGCCUCUCAAGUUCCUGCACCUUCUGUGGAACACUUGUUGCCUCUUCUGACACCUCCUCCACCUCCAGUUAUCGCAACUCCACCUCCUUCUCCUUCUUCUCCUCCUUCUCAGGGAACCACAGUUCCAUCAGUGGAACCUGUACCCGGUGUUAAGCUCAUUCCCCCUCCUCCUGUGAGGUUCCAUUCCUUUCCACCAAUGCCUGCAGACCCUGCAGCUCCACCUUCAUCCACCCCUUCCCCAGGGAGCGAAGCAGCUGUAGAGCCCCUUCCUCCACCACCCGUAGUCCCACCUUCUGCUGAAACCUUCAUCCUCCCCACAUCUGUAGACUCAUCUCCAGCAUCUCUGGCUUCACCUGAACCUUCAUCUCAAACACCUCCCACUAUUAAUGAGCCCAGUGCUGUCACUCCAUCUGUUGAACAUCUUGAAUCUGCUGCCCCAUCACCCCCACCAGUGGAAACAGUUCAACUUCCACCCACGGCUGAAUCAACACCAGCUGAACCAGUCAGCCCCAAUGACAUGGAGGCACCAGCCGUGGCCCCAGCUGUUGAUCCUGAGCCUCCAUGUAACCUGCAUCAAUCCCCACCACCUCCAGAGUAUGUUGCAGCACCUCCUACUCCACUUUCUCCAGUACUAUCUUUUGAACAAACAUCUCCAUCCUGUCAGUGUGUGGAGCUGACUGUUGCACCCACUGACCCACCUCUAGCACCACCUCCACCAACUGAGGAGCCCCCCAAGAUCCCACCUCUGCCCCCUGUUGAUGAAAAGGAAGUACCUGUUGUCACAACACCACCGCCGCCUGCAGCAGUAUCAGAGGAAGAGUUGAGGCAGAAGCUCAAAGAGGAGAUGCAGAGAAGUCUGAAGGAGGAGAUCAGCCAGAAGAGGCAGGAGCUGCAGAGACAGCUGGAGGAGAUGAGGGCACAGGCUCGAGCUGAGGCGAAGGCAGCAGCUCAGGCUCAGGUGGAGGAGCAGGUGAAGAAGAUUCUGGAGACUGAGAAGGCGGCAUACACGGAGAAGCUGACGGACUCGAUCGCGAAAGAGCGAGUGAAGACAGAAGAUGAGAAGCUCAUGGUGCAGCUUUAUUGGAUGGAGGUGAAGGCUCAUCAGCUGGAGGAGAAAGAGAAAGAGCUGAAGAAACGAGAAGCUCUCUACAAGGAGCAUCUUGCAAAACUUGAAGCAAAGAGCGUGGAGUUUUACAGAGUCUCUGUCGAGAGCUUACAGAAGGGCAAAGAAGAGACUCUCAACCGUUUUGCCCGUUUUAAUAUCCAGCCAGUGUGUGUAGACUUGCAGAGUGAGAUAUUAAAGUGCUAUAAGGAGAACACGGGAAAGACUCUGUGUUGCUCGGGUAUCGCCUCGGCUUACAUGCAGUGUGUGGACGAAGCCAAGAAAAAUAAGUUGAGCACUGGGGGCUAAUGUGGACGCUUUCUGGUGGACUACUCCAGCCUUUUUUAUGUAUCCAAAGAAGUGCCACACACACGCAGACUUUAACUAAAGAGACACUUUAGCCUGCAGCUCAUCAUGGGAUCAACCAACUCAACUGAUGCAAUAGAAAAUUGGAUUUUUAAGUGCUUUUUAUUUUUUCAGUGAGGCAGAACAUAAAGAAGUAGAACAUUUACUGACUAAGAGCCUUAUUAAUAAAUAUAUAUGUGGCCUCGAAGUUCUAAAAGCUAUUCAUCACAGUGUGAAUACAUGAAGGAACUACUGAGUGAGCAGAGUGUCACAAUAAAGAAAAAUAAUGCAUCAGUAAACCUUGAUGUGAAACAUAAUGGGCUUUAUAGUUCAUGGUAUAAGAAAAUAUUGGUGUGUGCUAGCUGCCCACUGCUGAAUUUAAUAAAACAAUUUAAUAAAAUGUAACACUGUGAUACUUGGUACUCUGCUGAAAUCAAGUCGGUGCUUUCAAGGAGGUAAAAUGGCUGUUUUAUGAAGACCUUCUCUUUUCUGCACUGUUAGUUUUAGUAGGAGAAAAAAUAAAGUAUGAGAAAUUGGGUUAUUUAGAAGAACAUAAUUUGGGUUAGGGUCUUGAGGUUUAUUUCAAGAAAACUGGUGCAGUUAUUAGAAAAUACUGUAAUACUUGUGGUUCCUCCAGUAUUUUCAGGGUUUUUUUUCAUGUGUUUGUGUCACCUACACAGCCUGGAUUACAAACGGUAUGUGAAACAAAAGCUAGAGAUCUCCCAAACAGCAUUUAAACAUUUGACAGGUUUUUGACAUUUCCAUUUUUUUUUUUCACUGUCUUAAGCAUCACUUUCAUCUGGGGGGGAUCUACCUCAGUUACUUUCAACUGAAUUUUAUUUCCAUCUAAGUUACUUUCAUAUCUGUUCCUAUUCAUGUACCUGUAUUUUAUUACAUUGGGAUUCUUGGCAAAAAAACAAAAAAAACAAAAACAGCAUUAUAUUUAUUGUAAUUAUUUUUGAAGGGCUGUCUUAAAAAUUCAUGUCACAGAUUCAGCAAGGUCCUAGAAACAUUCCUGAGAGGCCGGGCCAUAUUGACGGGAUAGCAUCACACAGUUGCUGCUGAUUUUUCAGCUGCACGUCCAUGAUGCAAAUCUUCCAUUUCACCACAUCGCAAGGGUGCUCUCCUGGGUUGAGAUCUGGUGAAUGUGGAGGCCAUUUGUAUACGGUGAACUUAUUGCCAUGUUCAAUAAACCAGUUUGAGAUGAAA
Molecule: messenger RNA, 2920 nt
Organism: Archocentrus centrarchus (flier cichlid)
Lineage: Eukaryota; Metazoa; Chordata; Actinopteri; Cichliformes; Cichlidae
Product: leucine-rich repeat extensin-like protein 3
Exons: 9
Coding region: 107-1675 (522 amino acids)
Biological process (GO): inner mitochondrial membrane organization
Cellular component (GO): mitochondrion; MICOS complex
Source: RefSeq, a predicted model, not a curated record